AUGUCGCUUUUAUACUCAGAAGAUUCUGGAAGCGACGGUGCCGAUGAUGACUCCAGAAUAUCACCUGAACCAGUCAGACAGCAUACUUCGACUGGUCGUAGCUCAGCGAACACUCAAGAAAGCCAGAUAGGUCCCAUUCGUCAAUCUGAACGUCGCGAGAGAAAUGCAAUGGCUGGGAGGCGUGAUGCUGUACCUCUGAGAGGUGCAGCUGCCAUCGCUGCCGCCGGGUCUGCCACCACUGGCCGCCAGAGUUCUACUCCUGGGGCAAGGCGCUCCACUGAUAUUGCACGUCCAGCUGCGAUUCCACCAGUUCCAGGAAGUGUCGCUACUGGGGGACAAGCACCUCGACGUGUGGGUCUGCCAGCUAUUCCGACUUUCCCAAAUGUCCCUUUCACCAUGCUCCAAGACAAUGAACCGGUCACCGAUGCAUUCCUUGGCGAACUCGAGGGCGUGUUUGAGCUUCGAGGUGGCUACGCCGACCUGGCGGAGAACUUGGUGCACGUGCCCCCCCCUCGUCAAUGGGCAGUUCAGAUGUACAGUCAGAUGUCUAUCCGCCAAGCGAUUGAUGAAGCUAGACAGCAAGCAAAGCUUGCCCGAGUCCAAGCCGUGAUGCAGCCUCCACCAACUGUCCGAACCAACGAUUUCCACUAUGUUCCUGUCUUCAGCGAAUUUGUCAAGAGAAGUAUUCGUGAGCUCCUGAUGAGCAAAAAUCUGAAGAUGUAUAGUUCGGACCUCCCACGUGGUAACCACCGCCACAAUGUCAGGGGAUUGUUAUCGCUUGUAUUGGACAGAAUCAAUGCCCAGCCAGUCCAAUUCAGGCUUGAUUACUUGCCACAUGGUUACAACGAGGCGGAGCCUUCAGCUGUGGCUAGUGUUGAGAGGUUCGUCAGAAGAAAGCUCAGAAAUAGCAGGGGGAAAAUGAGAGACUUGCUCCUGACUGACAUCCACAACACCGAGUGUUGGGAAGACAUCCGACCUGUUCCGACAAUCUCUACCUUGCUUGCUGAGAUGCAGACCAGCUUGCUUCCACUGCUCCCAAACAAUCAACGCAACGUCCCAGCGGGAGAGCAAAAUGCACCUCGCGGACAUCAAACCCACAUGAAGGCCCGACUUGCAUACUUGCGCAUCCACACAAUUGGACAGUUGGUCAGCAGGGGGCCAAGGGACACCGGUCGGCAGUGGCUCAAUAUAGAUUCACAUUUGCGGGAGUUGGAUGAGAAGGGGCGGGAAUAUCGCACCUCCUUCUUCCAGCUGGUGUUGGACUAUGACCGCAACACAUUUGGCCAUACAACGAUGUCUCAAUUGGACCGCGAGUCAAUCUCUCUCCCGACUGAGGAAGAAGUACGAGCUCACAUGGCACGAAUUACUGCCGACAACUUAAACCUUGACGAAGAAGAUGUGGCACAAGUGUGA
This is a messenger RNA of Puccinia triticina, 1413 nucleotides long. RefSeq lists its product as uncharacterized. The record is from RefSeq and is a predicted model, not a curated record. Lineage: Eukaryota; Fungi; Basidiomycota; Pucciniomycetes; Pucciniales; Pucciniaceae. The transcript has 8 exons. Bases 1 to 1413 code for a protein of 470 amino acids.